AUUGGAGUUGCACAUGAAACUCAACUCUCGCCCGUUUUUAACCUCUCAAGCUCCCGGUAGACUUUCAAAUUUUCAUCAUCAUCGUUCCAAAAUGUCGGAAUAUCUAGAAAUACCAAAAUUCACCGUCGAUCUAUCUCAACCCCCCGAGACCCGCUAUGACCAUAUCAUUCCGCACUUCAAGACCGCCGUGGACUCGUGCGAUUUACCUUCCCUGUUCUAUGCCUUACUGGAUGAACUUGUUGGGAAAUUUGCCGGGAAAAUAUUGGCUGCUGCCUCGCCGCUGAUUAUGCGACGCGUUCAUUCAGAUGAGGAAAAUGCAGAAUUGGUCGGUAUCUCGAAAGCGAUCGGCAUUCCCAUGCACAUCCUCGUGGCAUUCAAUGUUCUCUUGGACCUUCUGCUGGGAUGCACGAGUGGCGGGGUAAGAACUCUCGAUCCAGAUUCUGGUGGGAAAGCAACGAGAAUGCUUCAUUUUCGGACUCUCGACUGGGGCAUGCAUCAAUUAAGAAAUAUUAUUGUCGAACUCGACUUCGUUCGUAGGCCUGAAGGUCUAGUUAUUGCGACAACAAUUGGGUAUCUUGGAUACAUUGGGGUGUUGACUGGAGUGCGGCAAGGCCUGAGUUUAAGUUUGAACUUCAGACCGUACCAUGCCGCGGAAACUCUUCGGCAAAGACUUUCUUACAGAUACAACCAGGCGAUGGUGGUUCUUGGGCACCGACAGUCCAUCUCGAGCAGUCUACGACAAAUUCUAUUAGAUAACUCUACGAUACCGGAGAGACAGUCCGAUGAAGCACACGAGACGGGCAAUGUCAGCCCCGAUUCGCAGAACCAACAUAUACAACAAGUUCUCACAAAACUCUCGUCAUCCAAUUCAACCGCCGCGUAUCUCAUCCUCUGCCAACCAGACCGCGUCUUCGUCAUUGAGAAAGAUCACCGAAGCGCAUCGAUCCGCGAAUCCGAUACAUUUCUGACGGCCUACAACCACGACGUCAAAGACGAAGACAACCCCGCGCAUCUCCAACAAGCCGCAGCAGAACUCGCCGAAGGCGACGAUGCAAUAGGAAUGGCAGACCUGGUGGCCUAUUCACUUGAAAGAAAGCACGAUUUGGAUGAGUUAUGGAGAAAACGUGUCCGAGCUUGUAAAAGAAGGUACAAGCUACGGAAUGACGUCGUGACGAGGGCGGAUGUUAUCAAGUUUUUGCAAAAUGAUAUGAUUAGAAACGAGGAGACGCAUUACGCUGUCAUCAUGGAUCCGAAGGAGGGGAAGGUAAUGUGGCGGAGGGCGUAUGAGUAUGUUAGUGAGAGUGAAGGCGGGAGUACGGAGGAGAAUUAAUGUUUUCAAGACGCACGAGUGCCAGGACUCAUACUAGUGGGUCUUGGAAACAGUAUGAUAGACCAAAAAGUUACACGACGAUCUAAAACGGUAUCUUGGUACUUUCUGAUCAUGCACUUUCACGGAUUGUGUUUUUGCUAAACGUGGUUGAAAGCGAUACAUCACACCAAGACCACGGUUCAGUAGACAUGAUCCAAAUACUAUCCACGUUGAUUUCAGUUGACUACUAU
Molecule: messenger RNA, 1560 nt
Organism: Fusarium odoratissimum NRRL 54006
Lineage: Eukaryota; Fungi; Ascomycota; Sordariomycetes; Hypocreales; Nectriaceae
Exons: 1
Coding region: 14-1330 (438 amino acids)
Molecular function (GO): hydrolase activity, acting on carbon-nitrogen (but not peptide) bonds
Source: RefSeq, a predicted model, not a curated record